AUGGACUACAUACAACGAGCACGCAAUAACCCUGAGGAACUGGCCAACAAUGGCCUCAUGGUACAGUUAAUAGACCAGAUAGCCGGGCUGGCGGGAGGCCUGGCAGCCACCAACCAGGAAAUCCGCACGAUCAAAUAUGAGCAAGCGGAAUUAAAAACGCAAGUAAAGAGCCUGAUGAAGAAUGGCCGGGGAGUCGACUACGACGCCUUCGGUCUAGUCCACCAAAACGGGCUCUUUUAUUUGGAUAGCAUGCGGAUCUUCACGACUGGGAACGUGGAUGAGAGCAGGAUCAAGAACGUCCUAAGGGAAGCGGACGUUAAUAUUAAGCGGAUCAGGCUCCUGGGGAGCGAUCCGAAUAAAGACCGCAGAUCCUGGUGCGCGUACUUCGAUAUAACGGAUCGACCCUCCCCGCUUGUGUCAGGUUGUCGUCGAUGCCCAAUUUCUGAUGCCGUAGGACCUCAGCUGUAA
This is a messenger RNA of Volvox carteri f. nagariensis, 468 nucleotides long. RefSeq lists its product as uncharacterized. The transcript has a single exon. NCBI's taxonomy places the organism in Eukaryota, Viridiplantae, Chlorophyta, Chlorophyceae, Chlamydomonadales, Volvocaceae. The record is from RefSeq and is a predicted model, not a curated record. The coding region runs from base 1 to 468 and encodes 155 amino acids.